Messenger RNA from Pomacea canaliculata, 4868 nucleotides. Its product is annotated as heparan-sulfate 6-O-sulfotransferase 2-like. The record is from RefSeq and is a predicted model, not a curated record. NCBI's taxonomy places the organism in Eukaryota, Metazoa, Mollusca, Gastropoda, Architaenioglossa, Ampullariidae. Gene Ontology annotation, cellular component: membrane. Bases 386 to 1684 code for a protein of 432 amino acids. The transcript has 3 exons. Gene Ontology annotation, molecular function: heparan sulfate 6-sulfotransferase activity.
GCAAGCACCUGUCGACCUACAACGUGUGCAGAUCACUUCCGUGCAAUAAAGGGUUUCACCGUUAUAAAAAAAAUCUGGAGACACGAGAAUAACAACAGAUGAACAUAACACAUGAUCAGCAGCUCCACUUUUCCUCCACUGGCAGAGAUUAAGAGCACGACAUCAGUCGGAUGUUGCCGAACUCCAGGGGUCAAAGGUGAACGUUCUGGACGGAAGUCGUCUGCGAAAAUAAGGAGACCGUUCGCAUUUGUUUUGACAGGCUUCUAUUGUCGAAAAGAGACUCCUCUGGCACAUUUCCAGCGAUGGUUUUGGAACCAUUUAAGUUCUUGCUAUGUGUUUUCAGCCAUUUAUCCUACCAUUAAGGUAUUCUGCUGUUUAAAAUUCAAUGGCUGGGAUUAAGACUUGGAAAUUUCGACUCGGUGCUUUAGCUUGCUUUUGCCUUUUAGGGAUCCUGUUCCUGGGCUACGUUUUGUGCAAUGGUUCGAACUGUGCCCUGCAAAAGUCAAACCCAGCCUCCUUCAGGAAUAACUACGAAGCAUACUUUGCAGGUACUUAUAUCAGAAACAAUUUUUCUCGAGAACUGUUGAACAAAGACUACGCGGUCAACAUUGAAAAUCAAGAUGUGAUAGUGUUUUUGCAUAUACAAAAAACAGGAGGAACAACUUUCGGUAAGCAUUUGGUGGAACACUUGGCUGUAAAUCCACGUUGUACCUGUGUUCACACAGACGAGAACGAGAAAAAACAUUGUGAUUGUCUGACAGCGAACAAGGAGGUGUGGCUUUUCAGCCGUUAUUCUACUGGCUGGAAAUGUGGACUUCAUGCUGACUGGACAGAGUUGAAAGCGUGUGUCAACGACUACUUUCAGGAGACCUACGGUCACAAGAGGAGAAGAUAUUUUUAUGUGACACUGCUGCGGGAUCCUGUGAAGCGAUUCAUCAGUGAAUGGCUUCAUGUGAAUCGUGGUGCCACCUGGAAGUCUGCAUCAUUAAAGUGUAAUGGCCAGGAAGCCUCCAUAAGGGAUGUACCAUUUUGUUUCACUGGACGAGAUUGGAGGGGUGUGACGCUGAUGGAGUUCAUGGCUUGUAAACAUAACUUGGCCAUCAACCGCCAGACUCGCAUGCUGGCCAACCUUUCCAAGGCCAACUGUUACAAUAGUACAGGAAUGACAGAGGAAGAGCGCAAUUCAAUCAUCCUUGAGAGUGCAAAAGAAAACCUAAUGGAUAUGGCAUUCUUUGGCUUAUCAGAAUAUCAGAAUUAUACUCAGUUUCUGUUUGAACACACCCUCAAUCUGCACUUUGUGGAGGACUUCAAGCAGCAUGAGAGCACCCACACAAGCCGACAGCCAAUCAGCCAGGAUGACCUUAACAAGGUUGCCAGACUAAACUAUCUGGAUAUUGAGCUGUACCAGUUUGCUAAAGAUUUGUUUCUGCAAAGGGUGCAUGAAGCAUUUAUUGAAGAGGAUAUUCCUGUACCAGCAGAUCUGAUGUAUGAACUGGAAACCAGAGCGAAGCAUGCAGAUGCAAAUUUUAAUCAGCACCAGUCACAGGAUGGUGCCAAGAAUGCAAAAGAAGGUAAAGUCAUUUCAGAGACAAAUAAUUUGGACAAAUUUGUUGUGAACAACAAAGAUUCUGCACGGGAAAAUGCAGAUUCUUUGGUAGAUGACUUAAGAGAUGAUCCAAGAUGAUAGGAAUGAAAGGUUUUCUUUGCAAAAGGAAUGGGAAGUGUGAAACUUCAGGUUAGUAGAGAAAGUCUGACUGACCACAGGUCACAAGGGCCACGUUCUAAAAGUGGUUUUCAAAGACUAAGAUGGCCAAUUGGUGCAGUGGUAAAUACUAAGUAAAAUGUUUCUAGGGUUGUGGGCCAUAGGCUGAGAUCUCGGUUCCAUUAUCCUUUGUCUCUAGCGCUUGUUUUCAGGAGUGGACUAGCUCCUCUUCAUGUGACCUGGGUUACUGAUGAAGCAUUAAGUACCAAGAACCAGCCAACCUUCCAAGACUACUGUUUCAAUGAUUUACUUAGAGAAUGCAAGUGGCUGGCGCUUAUGUUUUUGGUGUACACAUACCCACAGGAUUAAUUUGGUUGUACCACAAGAGACAGGGACAUUUUUGCUUUUCUCGCUGCAGAUUAGGCCUUUCUGACUUCACCCAAAAGGUUCUGGGCCAUUUUGGUGCCUCUAAGAUGGGUAGAUUAUGGUCAUUCUAAAGCAGUGUACCCAUGUUGCAGAGAUAUAUAUAUUAAUGAUGUUAUUAACAGUGGUGACUAUAAGUGUGUGCAUGCCCAUGAGAUCAUACUAUUUGACUUACGUAUUUAUAACUUGUCCAGCCAUUUGCUGGUGAGCAGUAACUGUCAAUGUACUACAUGGUUUGUCCCUUUGUAAGGGCUGUAUAUGAGUACCAUUUAUUUUUAUGAAUAGUACUAUUGUCCCAGGUAUUCAAGUCUGAAUGUACGAGUGAAACCAAAGUCCCAGCUUUGAUAGAAGCAUAGUUCUAGCGUAUUUUAAUCCCAAAAAUAAGUAUUGCUACAUAAAUAUUCUUGAAAAUGUUGACAUUGGCCGUGAAAGAGAACUUUAAACUUCAAGUAUUUUAUCUUUUUAUUUAAAUUAUUUCUCACCAUAUGAUUUUAUUCCCCAUGAAAUUUUGUUAUGUGUUCUAUGUAAGCAUUUUCAUUCCACAUAGUGGGAUAGUGGGAUCGUGUAAAAAGAUGAGGACUUUAGUCAUUAAAAUGUUAAGUAUACUUGCCCUAACCCUAACCCCGGAGACUCCAUCAGCAGUACAGCUGUACAGGAGCCAAAUAUUCAGCUUUGCAGGAGGCCACACCUCAGUGGGUGGAUAAUGGUUACAGGACAGAGAUUUUGUGUUAAUAGAAUAGUUUCACAUUAUCAUUCCACACAGGAUAGUGUCACAAAACUACCAUGUUUUAGUGUCAUUAGAAUAGUUCCACAUCAUCAGGCCACACAGAACAGGACACAACUCACCAGGGAGAGAGGACAUCAUAGCUUGUCUUAGCCAUACUAUAUUGCUCCGUUGUCACACAGUAAAAUUCUGUAUUAUGUUAGUGAGUUUUCAGCACAUAACCCAUAUUUUAUUACACAGGAUAGUUCUACAGUGACACAUGGGAUCACUCUACACAGCAUGUCAUACAUUUCCUAGAACAAGAGAGAGUUUUGGGUAGAUAAUUUUCAAAUUAACUUAAUGUAUAAGUCCAGCUAUGGGUCAGCAGAAAACAUUGAGACUGCUGAAAUUGAUUUUUCAGUAUUAUGAGUGAUGGGUCUAAAAUUAAAAACAAAAUGUGUAGGCGAGAGUCCAGCAACAGCUGUGGGAGUGCCUCCGUCAGUACCUAUUUGUGUGUGUUUGAGAGAGAGAAUGACUUUGACUCAGAAGUCUGGUGACUGUUUAGUGGGGCCACCCCAAGAUAUGGGAAGUGUCCUUUUAAGCUAUAUCCAUUCGCUUGAGAGUCUUGAGCUUUAGUUAAAGCUGACCUUUUGCUGCUUUCAACUUUUUUUCAUGCUUGUAUUGGCUGGGUUGUUCAACUAAUGAAUGUUCUGAGAUCAUCAGGUUUGUUGACGUGUACUUUGACGUGUACUUUUUUAAAAUGGGUGAUUUAGGCAUGAAGAAUUUAUAUUUCAGUCUAGCUAUUAAAUGCUUGUGUGUGCGUGUGUGUUCACUUCCAAACAAUAGUACUUACAAAAUAUGCUUUGAUAUACCUCAUUGUCGACACAUGAAAGAACUUUAGAAGUGGUUGACAAAUACCUUCAGGGCAUCUCAAAACAUGGUGUAAAGUCUUGGAAGCAUUGAAGCAGUGAUCUUUAAUUAGGUUUUUAAUGGUUUUUCUGUUUUCUGUGACAUUUGUUAUAUUUAAAAACCAGUAUUUACAGAAUGCUUUGAUCAUGUUAUUUUUUAAUAACUAAACACUUUUUGGACAGUUUAUGGUACAGGGUGGCAUGUAUGUGGAUGUAUAUUUUGUUUUCAAAGUGCUUAAGCUGUCAUCCUUAUAUAGUGGAUAGUUUUGGUUGUUGGGGGCUGGCCAUCAUUUUAAAUCACUUGUCUGGUAAUAAGUGAACCUGAUAUAAUUGCUGUUUAGCAGCUUAGAAACAUGUCACCAAGUACUAACAUGAAGUUGAGCAUCAAACAUUAGAAACAUAUCACCUAGUACUAACAUAAAGUUGAGCAUCAACCAUCAGAAACGUGUCAUAUAUUACUACCAUAAAUCAUUGGAUAAAAGCUUCCCAUACCAAGAAUACUCUUCAGCUUUCACUUCUGACCUUGCUGCAUUGUAGUGUGCUUGCCAUAUAGUGGGUUUUGGUCAGAAUGGUGUUUGUGUAACUCAGAUUGUAUGGGCAAACAGAGAACCCGCUAAGGUGACCUGGUAUAGCCCUUGAAAAUAUUUCAUUUUAUUGAGUGCAAAGUAAUCAGUAAAAUAAAAGUUUAAAUAAUAUUGGUGUUAUAUAGUUACUAGUAGUUAUAUUAAUAGUUAUUUAAGUAAAUAUAUUAAUCAUACUAGUACGUGUAUUACAGUUCAGAAUUUAAUGUAAAACAGCAGAAAAUGUUCCUUGCCUCUAGAGACAUUAGAAGAGCUGUCUCCAUGGCUGUCUUGCCUUGUUCCAUUCAUUUUGUGUGAUCUGUCUUGCAGCAUUACAUUGAGCUGGAGUUUUUCUGAUUGACCUCUUGAUGCCUCUCCAGAGGCCUUUGCAUUUGCUACUUUGUGGGGGUUUUAUGUAUAAUGUUUAUAAGAAUACUUUAAGUAGCUUGAUGCUUUUUGUAUAAUCUAUUGAUCAUUGAAAAAGAAUUCCUGGCUUGAAUUGACUGCAUAUACCAUAAUUGCAUGGGUCAUCAGGGUUGUCUUUGACAAAAUCUGAAUUUUAGUUUGUACUU